Messenger RNA from Mesorhabditis belari, 4116 nucleotides. NCBI's taxonomy places the organism in Eukaryota, Metazoa, Nematoda, Chromadorea, Rhabditida, Rhabditidae. The record is from the annotation of a GenBank genome assembly.
AUGGGCUUCACGAAUGAAAAAGAGUUACUAUCGGUGGUCAAUGAAGUGCUUGACAAUGUACUCAAACAUGAACGGAUUGAAUAUGUGAAUUUGGGUGGAGUGGAAUGUCGUAUUGAGCGUCACUCGACUCAAUCUUUCCUUGGCACAGAUCUCGACGAGUUUCUCAAAGAAUCUCAUCAUUGUGACGCUUUCCUUGAUCCAGAGGCUUUGCUUGAAGAACCAAAUCAACGAACAAAAGCUUCAUUUGAGGUUAAACGGAAUUGGGCACAGAUCUGGCGGACAUUUGCGGCUCGUUUUGGGGCAUCGUUUGUGUCGCUUGGCGAAGGAGCUAUACCAAAGGAGACGGUUGUGAGGAAACCGAAUAUCAUUCCUCAUGUACGACCCGUUUGGUUGAUCAUUGUUUAUCAGGAAUUGGUCCUUGUGGUGAGCCCGUUCAAAUCUGCCACCUUUUCCUUUAGUCAAGUGCUAAAAUUUGCCCAUCGAAAUCUGGAUGUUCAAUCGGAGGAAAUUCACCUGGUUCUGUUGCAACUGAUCGAAUGCCUUCAUCAACUAUCAAAGCGAGGCAUCUUUCCAGUUUACAGUAGUUCGCUAUUUGAGUGUGAUAAUGUGAUUUGGUUGGAGUGUGAUGCAGUCAGAGCAUUGAAGACGAUGAGAGUUGAAGGGAUUGUGAAAGAAGAAAAGACACUCGAUCAAGUCACCGAAAUGUGGAGAAGUAGACAGAUAUCGAAUUUUGAGUACAUCAUUCAAAUAAAUGAGUUCGCAGGACGAAAAAAAGGAGAGAUUCACAAUCAUCCGAUCGUUCCAUGGGUUGUCGAUUUCACUUCAGAGACUGAUGGAUGGAGGCCAUUGGAGAGAACCAAAUAUCGACUUCAAAAAGGAGAUCAACAAUUAAAGGAAAUGUAUCAACGUGAACCGGCUCAUCAUAUCCCUGAAUUAUUGUCCGAAUUGAGUUAUAUGGUUUAUCGAGCUCGAAUCGAACCGAAAGAGCGCUUGUGUAAAUAUGUUCGAGCGAAAUGGGAACCUCGAGAAUAUCCAUCGAGUGUUAGACGAAUGUUCGAAUUGGCGCCCGAUGAGUGUAUUCCAGAGCUAUAUGAAGAUCCAAAGUUAUUAGUUUCCGUUCAUCCGGAUAUGCCGGACAUUGAACUGCCUCAAUUUGCCAAUAAACCUGAAAAAUUUAUAAAAUGGCAUCGAGAGAAGUUCGAAUCCGAGGAAGUCUCAGCUAAAUUGAAUGAAUGGAUUGAUCUCACCUUUGGUUACAAGCUACAAGGUGAAGAAGCAGUGAAAGCUUUGAAUGUGCACUUAUGCUAUGCAGAACAAGAUCGAAAAGUGAUUGAUCAUGGAGUUGUCCAGCUAUUUCAAAGACCUCAUCCAAAAAGAUUACUGGCAACAAACAAAACGAAAAACUUUGUUGGACUUGAUUCGAAAUUUGAAGCUCAUCUUGCGGACAAAACCGUACCAUCAAAGAGCCCAUCACAAGAUUGUCCAUCGUUAGUAGACAAUUUCAAAAAGCUUCUUGGAAAUCAGGAAACACUCCAAAAAUAUCGUUCCAUUUCGCUGAAAUCAAUUCUGAUUACAAUGAUCGAGAUCUCUUUACCAUCGGAAUGCAAUAACUUUCUUCCAUCAGCUUCUUUUGAAGCAAGACGGCAAAGGGCGUUGGCUCUUGUUUCUCAAUUCACAUUCAAACUACCAAGACAUCUACGUGAAAGCACUCGCUGGAUUGUGCAUUAUCUUUCGGAAAAGCAUCAGCUACCAAACUUUCAUGAUUUUCACACCUCUUUUCCACUGGAAUUUCAUGUUCCACCGGAAGUGCUUCUUUUUCAUGACCAUUUAGCAUCAUUUUAUGGUUUUCAUCUCAUCAGAAAGUAUUCCUUUGUAACAGUUGAUGAGAAAAGACAUGCAAGUGCUUUACAUGGUGAAGUUGAAAGUCUAAGGGGAUGUUUAUUGGAAUCCAGUGGAUCACAGCAAAGAGAGGCUCGUCUCGCUCUUCUCGUUGCUCGCCUUCUCAAUGAUCCCCGAGCGUCAAUUGCUGCCGUUUCAAGACUUUUCCCGACUGUCUGCAAGACUUUUUCGAAAAGUUCGAUCGAUUUGUUGUUUCAACCUGUUAAAGCUCUUUUGCACAAUGAGAGUACUGUAAAACUUUUGGAUCGUCGUUUCCUUCUUCAGGUUUCAAUAGCCUAUGGUGCUCGACAGUUUCUAGAAGAAAUAGCUCCAACAUUGAUAGAAGCUGUCGCAAGUAAAGUACAAGAUCGAUCGAUUGUAGCAAAGGAGAGCAUUGUUUGGCUUGCUAAGAGAUAUGGGCCAGUGGUGUGCGCUCGUUUCAUUUCGUCAAAUCUUUUGCGAAUUUUAGCCACCUGUUACACAAAUCUCGAAGUUAUCGCAACUUUUUUGGAUCAUAAAGAUGCUUUCAAUCAACCCCUCGAAGGAGAUACAACUGGGAUUCGUGUCGAGCACUGUCUUUCCGAGAUUGCCGCAUCUUAUAGCUCAACAUUUAUAACCGUUCAAUACAUUCCCUUUUGUGCCGAUCUAAUCGAUCAAGUGCUUCGUCGAGGUCCUCAACAACUUGAACCAGCUCUCGUUUCUAUACUUAGAAUUGCUCGGGUUUCAAUGCGAGCUUUAAGUGAUGCACAACUGAUGAACUAUCUAGAGGAUAUGAUAAUUGGAAAGAUCAUCUCGAGAAUAUCAAAGAUGGUUUGCUCAGAGAAUACUUCUUUCACUAGUAUCUCCGUUCGACGAGUGCUCGCGUCAAAGAUUUUGGCGUUUUUACUGGAGCUUUCUCGGAGAGUUGGAGCUGAAAAUGUGCGCAUGUAUGCAAAGCAACCAUUUGAGACGUUCUUUGAGUCGUUUGUUCUCCUUUACGAAGCAAAUGAAGAGCUUAUAAUGUAUCCUAAAGUCACGGCAAAUCCGACGCUUCUCGAGUCUUUUCCACUAUGGUUCGUGGAUUCGGUGGUGGUGUGUUUCUGCGAGGAAUGGGGUGUGCCAAUGCUUUCUUCAUUUUGCUCAGAACCGGCUUUCCUUGUCCCAUUUGUGUCAGCACAAAGUUCCUCAUCACCAAGUCAUUGCAGUAUGACAGGAGUUUCAUUAGGAAAUCGCCUUUUCUCACUUUCAUCUCCUUGUAACUCAGCUUCAUAUUCGAUACUUGGUGGCUCUGGAUGCUUUGAUUCUGGAGGUUCUUUGAGUCAGUUGUGGUGUGCGAGAGUGUCAGCGGCUGUUUGUGGAAAUGGAGCAAGACAAUCUCCUCGAUUCGAUCAAAUCACUUUAUGUUCCUUCUCAGGACAUUCAGGGACAAUUCGGCGAAUCGAGCCUCUUUCCAAUGAAAACUCAUUUGUGUCAGCGUCUAGCGAUAAAACGGUGAAACUCUGGUCGAUCCGACACGAUCAAGAGACAUCGCAAUGUCAAUGGACGUACAAAGGACAUUCAAACUCGGUACGAGAUGUGCGACUUCUUGAUAGUGGGCUUAUUGCAUCGACGGAUGGAUGCUUACACGUUUGGGAUCCGUUUCGUGGUGCCGUUCAUUCACAGCUUGAUUGGGGAUCUGAUGGAAUGAUUCACUGUAUGGAUACAUUAGAUAGGCACACUCUUGUCGCAGCCAGUUCACUGCAUUCAAGCGUCAAAAUCCACGAUACUCGAGCAGCCGAUUGGAUUUCCGAGUUACGCGUUUCACCGCUAAAUGGAGUUGUUCGUUCAUUGUCAAUACGUGGCAAUCGAAUGGCUAUUUCGUUAUCAAAUGGAACAGUAGCAGUCGUGGAUCCAAGAACCGGCCGGAUUGGAUCCCUUUCACAUGGAAAUCACACUCAUGCAAAUGGGAUAGCUUGGCUAUCACCGACCGCUUUUAUCGUUUCGGAUAGUGAUGAAGAAGCUGUUGUAUUUGAUGCGUCUCCAAAGAUUGAGAGAUGUUGGAGUACACCUGAUCUAGUCCAAUGCAUUGCUUCGGAUGGCGAUUUAUUGGUGACUGUUCAACAAGCAAACACUUUCCGUUUAUAUUCCGGACAAGAGAUGGCACUUUCAGCUAAAAUUAAAAAUGAUGUCAUUCCGGGACAAGUGACCGCUCUCGCGUAUUUAUCUCUCAACAACAAUUUCAUUCUUGGAUCGAAUUCGGGCACGAUUCGUCUCCUUUGU